Messenger RNA from Haplochromis burtoni (Burton's mouthbrooder), 8858 nucleotides. RefSeq names its product potassium inwardly rectifying channel subfamily J member 19a (gene kcnj19a). The coding region runs from base 387 to 1934 and encodes 515 amino acids. Gene Ontology annotation, molecular function: G-protein activated inward rectifier potassium channel activity. Lineage: Eukaryota; Metazoa; Chordata; Actinopteri; Cichliformes; Cichlidae. Gene Ontology annotation, cellular component: plasma membrane. The transcript is spliced from 3 exons. Gene Ontology annotation, biological process: regulation of monoatomic ion transmembrane transport; potassium ion import across plasma membrane. The record is from RefSeq and is a predicted model, not a curated record.
CGUUUUUUUUCCCAAUUCUUUACAGCCCACCAGAGGCUGUGAAUGGUAGACAACUCAUCGUAUUUCGUUCCACUGGCGAGUAUCACACCAGUUAGAGUGUGGGGAGGCUGAGCAGAGCGCACAGCUACAGUCAGCGAUCCUCAGAUGUCAUGUAAAGUAACUGGCAGAACAGUGGAAAUUUUUAUCUGAGAGGAUGAUGACUGUGCUUUAAAAGCACUGAAAUACGCACGAUUCUUUUUUUUUUUAUUCAUAGGAUUUCAUGUGCGCGCUAAAGUGGCCAUGGCGCAUUUUACGCACUACAGGUAACCAGUGUUUUGGAGGCUAAAACAACCAAAGCAUGGAUUAAACUGCAAGUAUUUUUCCCCACUUUCUUCAGCAGAGCUGAAAUGGCGGCACUUCGUAGAAAAUUUGGCGAAGAUUAUCAGGUGGUUAACACAAAUCGGGCUUCAUCUUUUUCUGCUCCGGUCAAGAAAAAACGCCAGCGUUUCGUGGAGAAGAACGGUCGCUGCAAUGUGCAGCACGGAAACCUCGGUGGAGAGACCAGCAGAUACCUCUCUGACCUGUUCACCACUUUGGUAGACUUAAAGUGGCGAUGGAACCUACUGAUCUUCAUCCUAACUUACACCAUCGCAUGGCUGGUCAUGGCAUCGAUGUGGUGGGUCAUUGCGUACAUCAGAGGAGAUUUAAAUCAUGGCCACGACUCAUCCUACACCCCCUGUGUGGCCAAUGUUUACAACUUCCCCUCAGCUUUUCUGUUCUUCAUCGAGACUGAGGCCACAAUUGGUUACGGCUACCGGUACAUUACAGAGAAGUGCCCGGAGGGCAUAAUCCUUUUCUUGUUCCAAUCGCUGCUGGGCUCCAUAGUGGACGCUUUUCUCAUCGGUUGUAUGUUCAUAAAAAUGUCCCAACCCAAGAAACGCGCAGAAACGCUCAUGUUCAGUCAGGAUGCGGUGAUUUCUCUGCGAGACGGCAAACUGUGCCUCAUGUUCCGUGUGGGCAACCUACGGAACAGUCACAUGGUGUCCGCACAGAUCAGGUGCAAGCUUAUAAAGUCUCGUCAGACACCUGAGGGCGAGUUCCUGCCUCUGGACCAGUGCGAAUUGGAUGUAGGCUUUGGAACGGGUGCAGACCAGCUCUUUCUGGUAUCCCCUCUCACCAUUUGUCAUGAAAUUAAUCCCAAGAGCCCCUUUUUUGACCUAUCCCAGCGCUCUCUCAUGAGUGAACAGUUUGAAAUUGUCGUUAUCCUCGAGGGCAUCGUUGAAACUACCGGUAUGACAUGCCAGGCAAGAACGUCAUACACUGAGGAUGAGGUUUUAUGGGGCCAUCGUUUCCUACCAGUAAUGUCCCUGGAAGAGGGUUUUUUCAGGGUCGACUACUCUCAGUUCCACAGCACGUUCGAGGUGCCGACACCACCGUACAGUGUCAAGGAGCAUGAAGAGAAGAAUUCUCUCCCCUCGCCUCUGUCCACUCCUACCCCCGCACUGACUGAGAGCCACGGUGCCCGACGUGACCGCGUGUUUUCUGUGGAUUGUAUUAACACUACUGAGGAAAGGGGCCAUCAUGUAGGGACUGGGGUUCGACUUCCAAGCAAAUUGCAGAGGAUGAGUUCAUCGGGGAAGGAGGACCUUCAGAGGAAAGUGCUUAUGCUUAGCUCCCAGCACUCAGAGAAGGCCUGCAGCACCGGAGACCUCCCCCUAAAGCUGCAACGUCUCAGUUCCUCACCUGGCCCCGAGGCAGCAAAUCGUCUAGGGCUAAAGUCUCUCAAGGUGGGCUUUGAACCCAUGACCCAGUCAACUGGAGACCUGUACCAACACAGCCUGCCAUCCACGCUGUCCCCUGCUCCGGUUCCCAUGCACAGCCCACUUCUUUCAGCCGGUGGGAGGUUGGAGGAUAACUUGCCACCAAAGCUAAGGAAGAUGAAUGCCGACCGCUGAAAUCCAGACAGUCCUGGACUAUAACAACAUACAGACAGUGACCUCUGACCACAAACACAUGAAAAGAAGAGUCAAAGAUGUACUUUACCCUUGGAGGCUUUGAUUAAAACAAAAAAACAAGAGGUUUAUUCAUUUUUAUUUCUUGAGACUAAAUCUUUACUGGAAUUACUGUGAUUUUGUGCUUAGCAGAGGCUAUGCUAUUAUUAAUUUACGCUUUGGUACACACAACCAGAAAACACAAACUUUGAGCUUAAAGCAAACUUGAUUAUUCUGCAAGAGUUGUGCAUGUAUACACUAAAUCCAUUGUUUAAUGUAUGCACCACUACACUUAACUGUCAAUCUUAGUUUUAUCUAAAUAUAAAUUAUAUUAAGAUGAUAAUAAAUGCUGUUUGAUCUUUCUCUUUAUUGUGUUUUUAUUACCGCCCCCCCAGAAUUUAUUAUGUUUACAUUAAAAUUUUUAGUGCUGCAAUUCUGCCAAAUAUCAAUAAGUAAUCCAGCAGUGCGAUGCAAUUGUAGCUUUAAUAGGCUGUUGUUAAUGCCCGUAAUUUUACCACAUUGGCAAGCGACACUAUGCAGGAACAAUCCCAUAACUCCGUGGUGCAGUAAGUGGCUAUCAGAGAGAGGGAGAUGAUAAUGAGAUACACUGCUGUUAAGAUGGAAAAUAUAAAUAUGUGUUUAUUGGAGAAUGGAAGCUGAUUAUAGAUGACCUGUUAUUGCAGACUGAGUGUGGUCAGCUGAGGCAUCCUGUUUAACAAGCAUAUCCAAACCCAGUGUACCGUCUUCACGCCAGUAUAUGUCAGAACACACGACUACACCAAUUUGGUUAGUGGGGCUUAUUGUUUUUUAUCAACUUAUGCCAACAUUUAUUGAACUGUCAUUCUGCAUGUGGUCAGCAUUUGUACCCAAAGCAGGUGAAAUAGUAGAUUGAAAGUGUAGGACAACCCUGAACACAUAGGGCUUAAUGAAAUCCAAGUACAAACGCACAACACAGCAUGGAUGCAAUUAAGGAACAAAAACAAAAUCAUCAUCAUCAAAUAUAGAGUCAGCAUAUCCAGAGAAGACCAAAGCCUCAAUUUUCCUAUUGCGAGGAAGGAAGGGAGGGAAAAGGAUUUUUGACUGGCUUUAACAGUACGCACGGGGUCUCCCAUCAAUCUGCAGCUUCGGCCACCCACUCACUUUACACAGAGCCUACAUAUGCUUCACACACUCUAUUCCUGUAAUAUAGCUGCACUGAGAGCUUUGAGUGCGCUUGUAUGUUUGCUAACUACGUAUGUGCUUUGCCACUCUUCUCAUGCUGUGUAUGAUUUGCCAGAAGUGGAUAAUAAUAACUUUACUGAAAGAAAGAAAGAAAGACUGUGAUAAGUUAGGAGAAAGAAGAAAGUUCUGAUGAGAGUGCGACAGUUUUAUGUAGCUAGCUGUGGUUCAUAUUUUACAUUUUAUUUCACAAUCUAUUGAUUGAAUGAUCAAUAAAGUUGAAGUAUUAUGGUUUUUUAUGUAAUAGGCUAAUAAAUAUUAAUAACCUCAUAUCGUAUUCAUGCAUUCUUUAGCAAUCAUUUUUCCACCAACAGCUGAGAGCCACCCAUAGUGCAAUUAUUACUGAAAUUUGAAAAGGGGUAAUUGAAAGACCAUUUAUAGUUUUAUGUGCCAGUUUGAGAAAAAUAGUCAAACUCAAAUGAACUAAUCCAGUUUCUGACUUUUAAGGGAUAUGAAAACCAUACCAAGUGCGACUAGAACAGAAAUGUCCAAAAGUGACAGACUGUUUUUAUUACGCAGCGUUAUGUGCUGGUUUACUACUUCUUUGUGCUCCAUAAUUUAAUUCAGGGGAAUUCAAUUAUAUUUAUAUAGCAACAAAUCUGAAAACCAACAAAUUCAGCACCGAGCCAAGGCCAAAACCAGAAGUGACACUCUAUUUACUAAUAAAUAGAGUGUCAUAAGCUGCUAACUGGGACAAUAAACAAGUUCAUUUGCCAAAAUGCUUCAUUAAAGUUUCAUCAGACGCUUAUGGUUUCAAACCUGCCAGUUAACGACCAUAGAUUUAUGGUAUGCAACAGAUCUACCAUCAAUAGUGGAAAAAGUUAUCAAUUCUGACAUCAUGUUUGGAUGGCGGUUUAUUUAUUUUGCUUGCCCAAAUCAAACAGCACAGAAUAACAUCCGAGUCCAACAAACUGAAGCUUACCUGAAUUAUGCCGAUUAAACAGCUGAUACGUGUAUUGUGGUCUGACAACUGUUACAGCAUGUCACUAUGCAGAAAAUUAGAUUUAUUUUAGUUUUCUGUGUUACAACACGAGGAGGAGGAGGAGUGAAAAAAUCAAAAUGACUGCGUUUUAAAUAAGCAGUCCAAAUUCCCUGGCACUGCUAAAGUCACAAGUUUGGUUCACGUCUUGAAUCCUGAUUCGUCAGCAUACUGGAAAUUAACAUUCAUACACAGGGAUGAUGAAAAGCUCCUACAAAAGCAAGAAAUAUAAAGAAAAAUAUAAAACCAAAAUUAAGUCAACAAAUAAAACAAAAGAAUGUUCCACAGGAUAAAAAGAGAAGGGAAUGAGAUUCACAAGAAAUUAUUUAUGUCACAAAAAUAUAGUUAAAUAUAUAUAACCUUCUUAACACACGCAUAGAUCAACAGACUUUCUGUCACAGCCACAGGCAAAUGUAAAAACCUUCCAGCAGUGGCACUGUCAUCGCUGCCACCUCCUCUGCUUAUUUAAAGUAACAUCUGGGCACACAGUUUUAGACAGUCAGAGGUGUUUUGUGAAGGUCUGAGCCUCUGCUAUAAUGACCCCAAAAUUGAUGUCUCCACAUGUUAAAAAUAACAGGAACAUUAAUACUUAAUAACAAGACGAGGCAAUGAGAGGCUCAUUAGUAGCCUUUCUAUGCCACAGCACAAAAAUGAGGGGGUUGAAAAUGUCCUAAAUGACAAAGAACACCAAUUUCUUUUCUAUGAAAAAAAAAGUAAAUUAAUUUGUUAUUCUAUUUUAGAUGGAUUUGUUUGGGGGAUCUUUUGAUGUAUAACUGGUUCGUUUAUAAACCACAGCAAGCCAGUUGUUUGUGUUGUGUUGCACCAACUGUGAAUGAAUGGUUAAUUAGGCCACUCGUGGUGUUUAAAAGGGAAACGUGCCUGACUGAACCACACGCAUAUGCAUGUGCAUCUGAAGACACACUGACACACAACAAACAAAUGCAGCGGCCGUCAGUCAAGAACAAGCCCCUUGUUUCCAUCGCAGUCACCACGGCAACAUGGGAGCUUCUCUGCACUCCGGCAGUGGGGGCUAAGCACACAGCGGAGGUGUAUAUGUGAGUUUGAGUAUGGAGAUCUCUGUAUCUUUCACUGUAUUCUUCUUCAGGGCUCUCCACUGCCCACUCUGAAAUUUAAACACAGUAUUUAAUUUUUUCUAUAACGGAGAGAGGGACGAGUGGUUUUUCAGCACUUGACAGUCUUCUAAAUCCAUCUCUAUUUAGUCUCAAUAAUGACUCAUUUGCAUAUUUGUUUUGCAUAUGCAAAGAAAAAACACCUCUGGGAUGUCCCCUGCCAUGAGUAUUUAUCAGCGAUCUGGUCCUUUGAGAAAGAUGGCACCGGUUUACCAACUACAAAAUACAAUUAAAAGGUUAAAAUGAGUGAUUACCAGAUUAACAGCAUCACAGAGUAAUAUUGCAAUUCAUUUGUUUCUGUGUUUACUGUUUCUGUUUCUCUGUAUCUCUUCAUAGAUUACUAAGCAGGCGUCUUAAAAAAGAAAAUCACUAAAUCAUUAAAAUACUAGUAUGAUGAGCUCCACAUACUAUUCCAAUUCCAAAGCUGUUAUAGCAUCUACCAAGCUGCAACAAAGAUAAUGAAGUCUGCUCUUAACUCAAGUGCCUCCCAACAAUUUUUCAGUGGUAAAAACACUCAAAGAAAUCUAAUCUAUCUACAUCAUUUCUGUUCUCUUCACUUUACAUCCUACUUUCUUUUCUCCACUUUUAGAGAAAGGGCGUUUCAAUCAACCAACAACAGCUACUUAAAAAAGUUUCCAUAUGCUUAACGUUCAUCACAGAGCACUGAGACAGCUGUUAAUGGCCUAAAAUCUUCGUGAAUGCAAACAUGGUUACUGUCCUUCUUGUCUUAGACCUCAGUGUAGAUUUUGAUACAAGUGAUCACAAUGUUUAAUUCAUGCACUAGACAGGUUGGGUCACUGUGCCAUUGUUUUGUCUUGGCUAAAUUAAAAUGUUAAUCACUUGACAGGCUGUUUAUUUUUAUUAUAUAUUUAUUUAUUUAUUUGUCAGCCUGGAUUCUCUGGUAUUAAAGACAUGGUAUUAAAUAUGGUAAUUCUCAAGGAACCAUUCUGGGCCUAAAUUAAUUUUUUUCUAUAAAUGAUUCAUUAAUGUCUCAGUCACACUAAAGUAGAAAAAGGGCACUAAUUUCCUUGCUACUGCUAAAUCUGCCCAGGGCUUGAGCAUGCAACACACCCCAACUCUAGGCGAACACUUUCACAUGACUGGUUGACUGAUGGGCGACAACCUGUCUCCCAACAAUAACAAUCUGACUCAGACUGACUGCAAAGUAUCUAAUUUAUCUGAUUUAUAAACACAGACAGAUCAACAACAGCCUGAGUCAGUCUGUGCAAUGAGUGCAAAGCAUCUGUGAUACAUCUCUUUGCAAUACGGACACGACUCAGCUGGUUGUAUUUUUUAUACAAACACAAGAUUACUGAAUGCCUUUGUUCUUCCGUUCGCUCCCAACUGGUCGAGGCAGAUGGCCGUCCCUCCCUGAGCCUGGUUCUUCCUGUUAAAAGGAAGUGUUUCCUUCCCAUUGUCGCCAAAGCGCUUGCUCACAGGGGGUCCUCUGAUUUUCGGGGUUUCUCAGGUUUCUCUGUAUUGCAGGGUCUUUAUCUUACAAUAUAAAGCGCCUUGAGGCAACUGAAUUUGUCCCAAAGUAACAAAGGUUUUGAGGCCAGACUCUAAAUCUAAAUAGUUAAUGUGUAUUAUCACAGACUGCACGUAACUGCUGACCUAGCCUCAUUCAAUCGCAAACUGAUAGGAGACUGGCUCCGUCUUAUCACCACUUUAUUGCCGUCUUAAUGCACUAAAGACAUUUAUAAGAUGGUAACUUAUUGUGAGUGGUUGCAGACCUGGCCCUUGUCUUCAAAGCAACUAUUUCAAAAGCAGUGAGACUGAAUAUUCAUUGCACAUGGCCACAGCCGCCAUUUCCCUUAGUGUGACUGAAGCAUUGGAAAAUAUUACGAAUACCAUCAACAAUUAUCAUUUUAAUUACCAUCAGAUGGUUAACAGUUACAACCAGUAAGUCUUAGCAAACAGUUGAAAACAAAAACUGAAUAAAAUUUUGAUUCUCAUUUCAGGAUGAUCAGUUUUCCAUUUUAAAUAUAUCAAACUGAGAUCAUUUCUAAUUCAGUGAGAGGCCAAACUUCGUAUUCUUGCCCACGACUAGCUGUUUAGUUGUUGUUGCAAUUUCCAUUUCACUGGAUUCACCUAUUAUAAAACUGAACAAGGAAAAUGGAUCAUAUUACCACAUUGCUUGAGACAUUACACCAGCUUACUUUUAGCUUUCUUUUACUUGCUUGCACACCUUUAAAUAACCUCAGAGACUUUUCUCAAUUUUACGUGCCCGCCAGAUCAUUAAGAUCCUCAACUGCUUUUCCAUUAAAUGCAUCUUCUAAGGGUGCCAGUGAGACUGCCUUCUGUUUUUAUAUAUCUAUAAAUUGCCUCUGCCUCUUGAUAUCAGAAUGGUGCACUCAUGCAUAUACUUAAAAGUUAAAGACGUCUAUUUUAAACUGGUUUCUGAUUUGUAGCCUAAUACUUUAGAUUCAUUUAUUAAAUGCAUUUAUUGAUAUUGGUUCAGUUCCUUCCAAAACAGGAUUUCAUUAUUAUUGGUGUUACUUGCAUUGCUUUAGGUGUUGUUUGAAUCUUGCUGUAUAAAAUUUGCUAUUCAUUUGUUUUACUUUUAAAAUAAAGGAGGUUGGGUUGGGUUGUUUGUGUGUCUGCACAUUGCUAUGUACAAAUGAGGCAGGCCGCUGAUCUAAACUGCAGAUUUUUAGCACCUCAUCUGCAGCAUAUGAUUUAUACCUCCUUAUCCAUGAAGAGAAACCCUGUGCGAGUCAGAAAGAGAUAGAUGGCAAAUAACACCAGCACAUAUCUUUCUGUGCAGCAUUUCAAUAUCAACUGGUCUAGUUUACAAUUGAGAUAACCACUGCUUACAUGCUUUGAAAAUAAUGAAUGGCUGACGCAUUGAUUUUCCAUGCAUAUAUUACCAUAAUACAUGCCCAUGAGCUGCUUGUGGGGAUUGUGUAAAUACUGGGUCUUAAAGCUGGCGCUUGUGACUGGACUGCUGGAAUGAAUAGUUCUUCUUGGAGAAGACGCACUGUGCAAACAUCCUCUGGGGACCUCCAUCUCAUUGCUCUGUCUAACAUAACCAAGCGAAAGAUCGCUGAACCAAUCAAUACUCGUCUCCCUGUCGCAACCCUACCCACGACCUACGAGGCAAUCCGAUGCUUGGAGGCCUGGAAAAUUACUCUGCUCUGCGGGGACAGCUGGUGGAGGGAGUGACUGGAAGGUUGGACGUCCAUCUAGAGCUGAAAGAGAACUUUGGUGCAAACCUAGCACAAUGACCUCCCGUCCCCUCGAAAGAAAUCAAUAGCUUUGAGCUCUGUUCAUCACAGCAGCACACAAGAGACACUCUGACACGACUGCACUCCUUUCUUCAAAGACAUGAUGUCCCAAACUGGAUGCUAUGUCACCUCUGACACGAAUGCAGCUGUAUUAUAUAAUAUCUUCCUGUGUGUAAUGAUCACAAAAACAAGAAUUAGCCUCUUAUAGUUGUUGCAAAUCAUCGUGGCUGCAAAGUAGAAUAUUCAGUGCAAUUUAUUUUCUGUUGUACCCCUGUCAGCUUCAGGGGAUGUGCUGCUUGUUGUGUUGUUCCUUCAGUUGGAUAAAAGCUGGCUA